CUCGGCGGGGAGGAGCACGAGGCGAGCCGACUGCCACCUGUCCCUCGCAGCUCCCGCCGCCGCCCCUGCCGGUCGCUGGCCAGCCGGCCCCGAAGCAUGCAGUGAGAGCCCGUCCGGCCCGAGCCGAGCCCGCCGCCCGCCGCCCGCCGCCCGCCGCCCGCCGCCCGCCGGCUGCGUCUGACCUCCCGUCUCCUCGCAGGUGUCCUGCACUCCGAGCUCAAGAUGCAGAGGUGCGGUCGGAGCCUCCUCUUGGCCUCCCUCAUCCUGUGUGUCACCUUGUCGGAGACCCUGGGCCUCGUGCUCUCCGCCAAGGAAAAGCGAGGCUGGACUUUGAACAGUGCUGGUUAUCUCCUUGGGCCACAUGCCGUAGACAACCACCGAUCAUUCAAUGACAAGCACGGCCUCGCUGGCAAACGGGAGCUCCAGGCUGAGGAUGGCAUGAAGCCAGGAAACUCGGAAUCGUCCAUGGCUGAUGAAAACAUUGUGCGUACAGUACUCGAGUUUCUGACAUACUUGCAUCUCAGAGAUGCUGGGGCCCUGGAUAAAAUCUCAGUCUCUUCAGAAGAAACAAAUGAAUCCUGAGAGAAUGUGUUUGAUUUUUGUCUGUGAUUGUGUGUUUUAAGAUUAAACUUUACAGAGGGUUUGGACAGAAUGGAGUUCGAAGUACAGUGGUUUGCAGUAAUCUACAAACUUAACAUGUUGUAAACUCUUCCUGUCUCUUCUGCCCUUACUGAUGUGAUGUUAGAAUCCAACCUUUUGUUUCAUAAAUAUUUUACUUUGUGUGAUCAAAUAAAAAAUAGC
Molecule: messenger RNA, 801 nt
Organism: Sarcophilus harrisii (Tasmanian devil)
Lineage: Eukaryota; Metazoa; Chordata; Mammalia; Dasyuromorphia; Dasyuridae
Gene: GAL
Product: galanin and GMAP prepropeptide
Exons: 6
Coding region: 223-582 (119 amino acids)
Cellular component (GO): extracellular region
Molecular function (GO): hormone activity
Source: RefSeq, a predicted model, not a curated record